AUGAAUGCUGAGACUUGCAUCUCUUACUACGAGUCGCCGGCCGCUGCCAUGGACGCCUACUACAGCCCGGUGUCGCAGAGCCGGGAGGGCUCGUCGCCUUUUAGGGCAUUCCCCGGCGGUGACAAGUUCGGCACAACUUUCCUGUCGACCGCCUCCAAAGGGCAGGGCUUCGGGGACGCCAAGAGCCGGGCCCGCUACGGCGCGGGGCAGCAGGACCUGGCGGCACCGCUGGAGAGUGGCGCGGGGGCGCGGGGCUCCUUUAACAAGUUCCAACCCCAGCCCCAGCCCCAGCCCCAGCCCCAGCCGCCGGCCCCGCAGCCGCCGCAGCCGCAGCCCCAGCCCCAGCCGUCCGCACAGCAAUCGCAUCUCUUCUUGCAGCGAGGCGCCUGCAAGACGCCCCCGGACGGCACCCUCAAGCUCCAGGAAGGCAGCGGCGGCCACAACGCGGCCCUGCAGGUCCCUUGCUACGCCAAAGAGAGCUCUCUUGGUGAGCCAGAGUUACCACCCGACUCUGACACCGUGGGGAUGGACAGCAGCUACCUCAGUGUGAAGGAGGCUGGGGUGAAGGGCCCCCAGGACCGAGCCAGCACUGACCUCCCCAGCCCACUGGAGAAGGCUGACUCUGAGAGCAACAAGGGCAAGAAGCGGCGGAACCGUACCACCUUCACCAGCUACCAGCUGGAGGAGCUGGAGAAGGUCUUUCAGAAGACCCACUACCCAGAUGUGUAUGCACGGGAGCAGCUGGCCAUGAGGACAGACCUCACCGAGGCCCGUGUGCAGGUCUGGUUCCAGAACCGGAGGGCCAAGUGGAGGAAGAGGGAACGUUUCGGGCAGAUGCAGCAGGUUCGGACCCACUUCUCCACUGCCUAUGAGCUGCCCCUUCUCACCCGAGCUGAGAACUACGCCCAGAUUCAGAACCCGACCUGGAUCGGCAACAACGGGGCGGCCUCGCCUGGGCCAGCCUGCGUGGUCCCCUGUGACCCAGUGCCUGCCUGCAUGUCCCCUCAUGCCCACCCCCCUGGCUCCGGGGCCAGUGGUGUCACCGACUUCCUGAGUGUCUCAGGGGCUGGCAGCCACGUGGGGCAGACACACAUGGGCAGCCUGUUCGGAGCAGCUGGCCUCAGCCCCAGCCUCAAUGGCUACGAGCUCAACGGCGAGCCGGACCGCAAGACCUCGAGCAUCGCGGCCCUUCGCAUGAAGGCCAAGGAGCACAGUGCGGCCAUCUCCUGGGCCACAUGA
Choloepus didactylus (southern two-toed sloth) is the source of this 1239-nucleotide messenger RNA. RefSeq names its product ALX homeobox 4 (gene ALX4). The transcript is spliced from 4 exons. Lineage: Eukaryota; Metazoa; Chordata; Mammalia; Pilosa; Megalonychidae. The coding region runs from base 1 to 1239 and encodes 412 amino acids. Gene Ontology annotation, molecular function: DNA-binding transcription activator activity, RNA polymerase II-specific; RNA polymerase II transcription regulatory region sequence-specific DNA binding. The record is from RefSeq and is a predicted model, not a curated record. Gene Ontology annotation, biological process: regulation of transcription by RNA polymerase II.